Molecule: messenger RNA, 15622 nt
Organism: Porites evermanni
Lineage: Eukaryota; Metazoa; Cnidaria; Anthozoa; Scleractinia; Poritidae
Source: the annotation of a GenBank genome assembly
AUGGAUAGUGUCAGUGAACCGCCAUCAUCAGAGCCUGAACAUGAGUUAAUGAUUGAUACUACUUUACCUUCUGACGAGAUAGAAAAACACGCUGAGAAGUGGAUAAAGUGUGUAAAAGGUAAAAAAGCUGUUACCGAAAAAUCCGUCCGUCGCAUUGAACUGUGGGAUUUUGCUGGACAACAGCUGUACUAUACGUUUCAUCCUGUAUUUUUAACAUCACGUGCAAUAUGUAUCUUGGUGUGCAACCUCAACAAAUCAUUGCAUGAAGUUGCUCAACCCUGUGUGAGACAAGGAAAUCAUAACUUCACGUUAGACAACCCAAAUGGGGAAACAAAUUUGGACAAUCUGCUAUCUUGGCUGUCCACAGUGCAUGGCAUCACACAGAUGCGAGGAGAAACUUGUGAUGACGCAGAAGGAAAGCUGCCUCCUCUGCGUCCCCCUGUGAUCAUUGUAGGCACGCAUGCUGACAAACCAUUUGAAGACAUUACAACGAUGAAAUUAAGAAUACAGAAGGAAAUUGCUGGUAAGGACUAUGAAGGACAUGUAGUGCAGCCCAUCUUCAGCAUUGACAACACUUCAAAAUUAAUUCAGAGGAGGUUGAAAAAGGUUUUCAGGAAGGAUACAAACAUUGAUGGCAUCCAAGAGCUAAGAGACAAAAUCAUGGAAGUGUUGAGCAAGGAGCCAUACAUGAAGGAAAGCAUACCUGUGAGGUAAAUAAAGUGAAUAAUAGACCACAGAUGUCUUUUGCCGAGAAUUUCCAUGUUAAUCAAGGGUUGAGGUUUGGAAGCAUUAAAAAUAUUAUGGGCAUACAUGUACAUAUACACCGUGGGCCUUUGGUCCAGUCCUUAUGGCAUUUUGCUUGCACGCAUGUCUAAAGAAUAAAGUUUUAUCGGUAAAUAGUUGGCUACGCAGGGAUGCAAAAUCCUCGUAUAAGAUACCUAGAGGCUGCCGGCACAUCGUAAGUCCUUCACUUAAGUUGAAGGGAAGUCUAAAGACAUUGUCAGUAAUACGAAAAAAAAAAAAAAAAAAAAAAAAAAUGGCGACGCAGGGAAGGAAAAUCCUCGGAUAAGAUACCUAGAGGGUGCCGGCACAUCGUUAAUCCUUCUAUUAAAAUGAAGGGAAAGCAAAAAAAAAUUUUAAAUAAAAAAAAAAAAAAAAAAAAAAAAAAAAAAAACAGGUGAAACACGCGAACGCAGAAAGAUUACCUACGUCACUCAAAAGCUUCCUAAUAUGUGAUGCAGGACUUCUCUAUUGAGAUUUAAUUUAUUCCAAUGCAUCAAUUUAGCCAAGAACAAAGCCAAAUAAAAUUUAAACCAAGCAUGAUAAUGAACCACAGAGUCACCCUAUAUCACAACGUUGCUUUACCUUGAAGGAAAUCGUUAAAGGAAGGGUUUGAUGGGAUGCAGCUUUGUAAAACAUUUAAUAGGAUCUAUGAUUAAAUGUUUCUAUGAUUAUCAUGAUCAUUGGCACAUCGCAGCAACUAGCUAAAGUAUCUCUUAACAGCCUUCGUGUUGGGACUGCAGCUAUCACUUCUGUGUCGUCUGCAAGGAACUUGGGCUCAUGGUUUGAUUCCAAGCUGACGAUGGUAACCCAUAUAUCAAAAACAUGUAACUCUGCCUUCUAUUAUUUGUAUAAUCUGAGACGAAUAAGAAAAUAUCUAUUUAAAGACAGCACUUUAAGACGUUCAGGUCCCUAGGGAUCCACUUGACCUCGAACGAAAUACUAUGAUGGAAGCAAAUUUGAAAAACAACUAGGGCUAAAUCCUGGAGAUCGCAUUUGCUGCUGCCGUCGCGGAGAAUGGAUUCGACGUUGUGGUUGUCAGAAUACCAAAAAACCUUGGAAUUAGACAAAGGGCUCGCGUAGGCUAGUAAACGUUAGUAAGGCAAGACAAACCGCUUUGAGGGCUCUCCAAGUCGAUCUACGAACACUUUCCGACCAAUUCUGAUGAAAAAUCAGCUCAGGUUCAGACUCCACUUAAGCGCCGCAGCCUGCCGGAAUCGGAAGCAGGGCGUAAGAAGCUAGGGCGUUGAAACGCUCAUACGCGCUCUCUGGUUCAGCUGUGAUGUGGAGUAGGACUGAAACUAGUUCGCCUUUCCGCUCUCGAUCUGCCGUCAGGGCAAGAAAAAUGGCGCCGUCUAGCUGGAGGUAGGUUCGAAUUUAUUGCUUUAUAUCUUUAGAUCGCUGCAAUCUAUAAUCAGAUUUGAUAUUUGUAGUAUUUCUAUGCGAUAUACAGACAAUGUUGAGGUGAUAUUUUAUAGUUAGUCUUAUAAGUUAAGGUGUUUUUUCGUCUAUGUUUAUGCAGUGUCAACGUGGCCUAUCGAGUGUUACAGGUUGAAGGUCGCGUUUUAUCUUGCCAGUCAAAACCAAAUAAUAAUAAACGGCUGUGCGUGCAAAUUUUUAGAGUGAACUUUUAUGAACCUUCAAGGUUUUUUAACGACUUUGACUUUUUGACGACUUCAUAAUGGCGAUAGCAAGGUUUUUUUGAGUGUCCGUUUAAUAGCGCAUAGUUAGUAACUAAUGGUUAGCGUUGAGCUUGUUAGUAAAUUAAAAGAUUUCAAUUGCCCAAUUUAGCGAUUUUGCAUUUUUCAAUAUACACUAAGAUGGUAAAUAAUUUUUUUUAGUUAUAGAACCGUGACCCAAGAAGACCAAGAAGGUUCUCGUUACUUUUAACGUUUUGCUAAAUCUAAAGGUUGUAUUGUACAGAAACAGAAUGAAGCGUAUGGAGAAAUUUUGCUUUAAAUCCCCACAAAGAUUCCCCUGUAAAAUUAAAUCAUACAAUGUGCUUUUUACAAAAAAUUUAUGAUUUUUUGCAGGACAACAGUAAGUGCCCGGCCUGAAAAGACUACUAAAACACACACUGAAAGAUAAACGAGUUCAUAAUACUGAUAAUAUGAAGAACAUGAAGAGGUCUUAAUUUGAUUGCAAGUAGAAUAAAAUUAGACUGAGAAGCAUUGCAUUUUUGUCUUCAGAGGCUUAAGUGUGGUGUUGCACAAACUACAGUCAAUUCUCUCAGAUGAACACUAUUGGGACUGGCACAAAAUGUCCGUAUUAAUGGACAAGUGUAACUUUUAUAGAGAGUAAAAUAAAAUUACUUGGAAAAGUAGUAGAGACCAACUCGAUUUCGUGGAGGUGCCUUAUCAGUUUGAUUGCACUACUGUUUACAUUUAUAUCACUUUUGGUUAACAAUAUUUCUAGUAUUAUUUCCUCUCUCUUAAUAUUAUAUAAAGUAGUUACAAGGAAACAGGAAAGUACCGUAAAAUUCCAAAAAUAAGCCCCGGGCCUUGUUAAAAAGUUUCCGGGAAAAACUCCCCGAAUAAAAACCUCCCCGAAUAUAAGCCUCCCCGAAUAGAUGCCUCCCUUUAAACGCAAAGUUUUAGCUAACCCCCAGUCUUAUAGUUGAAAGUAAAUUUACCGUUUUAGCUUUGUUUUACUUUGUAUUUGACGGCAAUUUUCCAAGAACAAGCCCCCGGGGGGCUUAUAUUUGGAGGGGCGAUUGAACGGAGGGUUUUUUGCGUUACCAGUUUGGGGGGCUUAUAUUUGGAGGGGCUUAUACACGGAGGGGCUUAUUUUCGGAAUUUUACGGUACUUUGGAAUCAAGUUUGAUUAAGCCUGGCUGCAGUUUCUUAAAUUUAACCAAGAGUAAAAUUAAAUCAUACUGGACAUGAAGUAUACAAGUGUGCUAGGGUUACUGGUCACACUAACAAGUUUGUUUUUCAAUGGUUUAAUAGCUAUUACAGGUCAUUUCUAUUUCAUUUGUGCAUAAUUCUGUAUUUCUUGUUUGCAAUAUACUUUUGAAUUUGUAUGUUGUACAUGUUUUAUCAGUGUGUUUUAUGUUGUAUCUGUAAGAUUUAUCUCCUAGCAAUGUCUGGUUUUAAUGUAAGACUAGUGAAUGUUUAAAUUCUUUUAAAUUCCUUAGUAUGUCUUGCAUGGGUAGUUUUCAGUGACCAUUUCAUUACAAAAAGCUGGUAUUAUCAAACAAAAAUAUUUGCUUGGCUAGUUAUUUGUGUUCUCGCGACCUCUUUGUUUAGUUUUUCAAGGGCAGUGAAUUUUAUUUUUUUCACAUGCAAGAUAACAAAUAAUGAUGAUUUUAUGACAUUUUAAAUUUACCCGGAAUUUAGUUUUCACAAUUUGUCCAACUGUAGUGCGUAAUAUUGGAGUUAGUUAGAGAAGAAUACUGAUGUGCACCAACAAAUCCAAACUUUAAUAGUGAAAAAAGAUCAUCUGGCCUUGAAACUGGGCAGCAAAAAAUAAGUGCCAUAGCUGAUGAUAUUAAACUAAAGUGGAGAACCGAUAAUAUUAGUCUAAAAAUAAUGUCAGUUCUAUCAUCUGGGUUGUGAUGCCACUUUCUUACCCAGUCACGAAAUUUACUGGUCACGGAGGUGGAACUAUAUUCAAUACAGAUAUUUGUUCGCGUGGGAAAAGUUAAAAAAAAAAAGAGGAAACGAACGGGAGAAAAAAUAAUUUGGUCCUUCGCUAUUGCUUUCAGCAAAUGAAUGCCAAGGGAUAAUGGCUAACGUCCGCUGGAUAAUCUCUCUGACGGUUCAGUAUAAUGUCCGCCAUCUUGGUUUGUCUCUUUGGUAGUACCCAGACCCUUGCAUCACAGCUAGAUCGCUCGACCCCGCUAGUUUCAACGCCCUAGCUCUUACGCCCUGAUCGAAAGUAUCGGAGAAGCCGGAGCUUACUCUCACUGGAAGCGAACUGGAACCCCCCAAUAAAUUUUGCCGUUGAGAGCACUAACAUUGUUCGACCAAAAUUCAAUUUCAUACAAAGAAUCAACGGGCAGGAAAACCUCGCUAUCCCAGGAAACAGCUGAGUAAACAACUGAGAAAAGAAAUCGGGCCGUGAUACACGCCACGGACCCCACGUAACUCGAGAGGGAAAUAAUUUGACCGGUUACACACGGGACGCGUAGAACGUGGACCAUGGAGGAAGACUUGUAUGAAGACAAAGCCGCCAGGUCGUGAGACAAUUUAGCAAUGCGUUCAUCCGUGGCUCUAAUACUUCUAUCGAGAGUGUUAUGUUGAGAUGAACACGAAGCCACGAGAAAAUUUGAACGGGCUCCCACAGGGACUUUUCCUCAUUAGGAAUUCGAACAAAGCCAAACUUAAGCAAAUCGGCAUGGACAGUCCACAAACUGUAAAUUUUGUUCUGAACGCGAUAGGCUCCUCCUCCUAGACCAUAGUCAAGAAAAAUGGAAAUAGGGAUACCUUGGCUUCUUCUUGAUUUCUGAAGCGGUUUGAGGGAGGCUGACAAGAGCCCGAAGGGAAGCACGCAAAGUAGAAAAUACCUAAAAAUCCCGGUGCCGAGAUCCCAGGCGAACCCAAGGAAUUUCCGGUGAUCAGGGAAAAUUACGAUAACCGGACUUGAGAUAGAAUAUGAAUAAAUAAAAACCUAUCUCAAAAAUUUAAGUGGCCAUGGACAAGUCUUCGGACUUGAAUUUCUGUUUGUAGAAAAAAGUGCAAACGUGCCAAAAAUCCAGGAUUAACCUUUAUUAGCCGGAGCGGCGGGUCAAACAGAAAGCAGGUAAAUGAUAGCUGGAAUGCAAAAAAUUUUUAAAAGGAGGUUGAAACUGAGAAGCUCAUUAACAGCUACGGAAGCAAAAGAACUGUAAACACGUGCGGAGGCAUUGUAGGUUUUGUAAAAAAGCAUAGAAAGCUGGAAGAAGGGAAUUUUGUAACUAGACUAAUAAUAUUAAAAAUGAACCGAGAAACUAGCAAAGUAUGCUAGAAAUAGAGUGUUUUCACUCACGUGGCCAGCGUCUAUGCAAAUGCGUUGGAACAAAAGAAAGCAUUCGCAUAAGAACAGAGUUCAACUCCCACAGGAUUGGUUUGGGACACCAACAUGGCCGCCGUUUCAUUGUUUUGGGACACCAAUAUGGCCGCCGUGACGUCAUAUGAAAACACUCUAUAGAUAACUAUGAAAAAUCUUCCCCAAACUGAGGGUUGAAUAGAAAUAUCAACGGUACUCUCAGAGUUCUAAACCGCGCCUAAAACUGGCGUUGUGACGGCAGAAGAAACUGGUAUAACAUCGAGACAAUCCUGAUCCGUAUUACGGCUUACCGCCUCAAAAAAUAAAUUACUAAAUUAGAAUAGACUGCACCUGAUUGUUGUCCUUGGUCUAGCCAUUUAGGAGUUUUGGAUGUUUGCUUGGCCAUCGUCGGGUAACAGGCAAAACAGGUCCCAACACUGGGUCGACGAGAAGUCGAACAACGGGAACGUUUGACAUAAGAGGCUGGGGUUGCAUCUGUGAACUUGAGGUGGACGCCGGCGUUCCUACUGGCGAGGAUCUGUUGUUGAGAGUUGAAAGAGUGGUCUUCUUCUUCUUACGGGCCUAGUGCGCUACACGGGCGCAUAAUUCUGUAAUGUGGAUCCUUUGAAACUGGUCUUCGUUUGCCUUCUUCUUGAACUUAUGUGGUUCGUUAUACUUUAGUUUCUUAAUUUCUUUCAUCUGCUGCUCGGCCAAAUAUUCGUUAGCGCGCUUGAUUUGACCAACGGUUUCUGUUAACAAAUCUUUAAACAAGUCCAUAAACUGUUUGUUAUUCUCCCGAAUGAGAUCGGACACUUCAUCUUUGCUGACAGAUACAACGCAAAAAGAGCCGAUAAGAACGUUAAGAAAAAUCAAAGAGAGGUUUGUUCGUAAGCCUAGAUGACGUACACGUGAUAUACGCAGCCUUGUAUACCCCCGAUAUGGCUACCCAUAGUGGACCCGGCCCAGUACCCAGGCCCUGUUGUAUCUCGUGUCGUCAAAAUAUUUAUUUCUGCCUUCUUCGCGGACUCAUUCGUCAGAAAUAACAUUUUUAUUUUAUAACAAUGGUUAGUGCACGAUCUCAUCAUUUAUUUUAUAGCAUCUCCUUUGCCACAGUUUGUCUCUUUGUUCAUAUUAUUCACAACUGCUUGCGGUGAACAAUCGUUGAAAGGUUGGCAAACGCAGCUGGAGAAUUUAUUCAACCUUGCAUUUGACUGUUAGUAAUGAUCUUCCUUGACACGUGAACAAACGGUUCUCUAUUUUUUUCGGAGGGAGGUUGGGGUGAAGUGGGCUUGCUAUUUUGGGGAUUCCUUAGCAUUAAUUAUUAUCUUUUUUAGCGGUACCUUCUGGACUUAUAAGUGGCCACAUUUUGUGACGUUACAUUCGGGGUCCGUUGCUUUCGGAAUUUUACGGUAGAUGGCAACAAUAAAUUACCUGAGCCCUAAUACCUAAAUAGUUGCCCCUUAAAUCGUCAGGACUUGUAGAAUUUAUAUUUGAACCACUCCACAACGGCCACUUUGGGGACAGAAGAAAGUAGCCGUUGUUGAGAGGUUUAAACAAGAGUCAAUGUAUGGACUGCCGCCACAAAAAAGUGGCCGUUGUAGAGAGGUGGCCGUUAGUGGAGGUUCGACUGUAGUUAGCUUAUGUGAUUAUGUUUAUCUACCUGUUUUAGACUGCGUGUAAACUUCUGCACGUGAAUCGCUUUAAGUACACCGCCCGAUGGCACGAAAACUUGUAUUCAUCUUUUUAUAAUCUAGGUGGCUGAACUUUGAAAAGGUCGUCAUUACUUUGCUGUCCAAGAAAGUUUACCAUUUGAACUUGAGGAAACUUCAAACCUAUGUAAGGGACAACUGCUUUAUAAAUGACGAGGAAGAGUUCACUACCAUGUUGGAUUUUUACCAUGACCUGGGGAUAAUUAUCAAGCAUUGCAGCACAGUCAUUCUCAGUGCUGAGUGGUUAAUAGACCUAUUCAAGCAGCUGAUACCUAUUCCACAAUUUGAUGACACGGUAAGGUCCGAAAUACAUUCGGUAAGUGUUUUCAAACCAAUUCGGCAGCUUUCUCUUCUAGCUCUUUUUAUAUAUUUAUUUGACACACAAUAGUAAAAAUACAACAACAAAAAUGUAAGAUAAGUAGCAAAAGGGAAGUGGCGAGGAGACCUAAGAGAAACUAUAAAAAGCUUCUUGGAGAUUAGGCCUCCUCGAAUUACGGGCUUUAGUUGCUUAGAUCAAUUCAAGCACAAGAUGGCACAAAGUCUUAAGUUGAAAAAUAAACCCUAACCCUACCCUUUACAAUGUUCUUAAAGGAAGAAAGGGAACGAGAGUUGAUAACUUCGUUGUCAAGUGAAGUGAAAAAACUUGGGAUCUUGAAAAAAGGGAAUUUUCUUAGUGUUUGUUCGACAAUAGGGUAGACGGUACGCCUAGGAAUUGCUAGUAUUGUUACAAGACUGGUAUUGAUAUUGUUUUAGGAAAAAAUCUUAUGUAACAUGAAUAUAUUGGUGACGAUGGCCAUUUAAUUCAACAUUGCAUUCUGCUUGCAAAACAGCUUCUUAUUCAGUCCAGUGCUAAACCACGAAUACCGCGGAUGUUCGAGUUUAUCACAUCCUCGGAGACCCAGGGGCAGAUAGCGAGGGCGAUGGAAAGUCUAUUCGGACGGAAAAAUAAGGCACGAAGAAAAGUAAAGAACGGCGAGAAGAGCCCCUGGGGACAAUGUCUUACCAGACCAGUUCCAAACGGUCGCCGCCGUUCUGGCUUCUGAUUGGUGCCAGAAAAACACAAGUUUUCACGAGGGCGAUGGAAAGUCUAUUCGGACGGAAAAAUAAGGCACGAAGAAAAGUAAAGAACGGCGAGAAGAGCCCCUGGGUCUCCGAGGAUGAGUUUAUCAAAAAUAAUGGUAUGAUCUACGGCCUCAACUGCUUUUGAGAGAUCACGAAAAAUACAGACAUCUUCUGAAAAACCUUUUAAGAGCGUGUCUCCGUAAGAGCCGACCAGUGAUUUUGGAUCGAGAAAUAUAUUUCCCUUAUAUUCUGGGAUAUUAAGGCCUCUACCUAAGUAGUUCCAAAAAUGCAUUUCGUUUGACCGAAAAUGCGAUAUAUAGCCUUUGAAACUGCAAAAAUCGCCAACAUUGGCGGCGCUAUAAAAAACAAACACUUGGCUCAAGAAGCCCGAUUUUCUUUUUAAUAAACAGAUACACCACUCUAGAUUUCCUAGCCGUAUCACAGUUCCGAAUUAUUUAUUCGUUUUAACAGACUUUCAAAAAAGUCCUUCGUCGGAUUUCAAAUGGCGCGGGACGUAGAAUCUUUUUUCUGGCACGUGUUAUCGGCCUUCCAUCAAAACACGAAAAUAGCUCAACUUUGAGGGCAGUUUUAAAAAGUGUGGCACCUGUCUGAACUUUGCUAUCUGUAUUAAUACAAACUAGAAAUGAUAGUAAAAUAUAAAAAGGAAUAAAAUUUUGGUGCUCUUUACGUUUUGGAACUUGACCGCCCUUUGAGUUUCCAGAAAUUUCGAAGACAUGAUAAUAAACGAACACUUGCUUUGUUAUUCUUCUCCUUUGACUUCUCUGUUUGUAAUGUCCUUCUUGGUUUGUAAGGGAUACUAUUGUGCCUGAAGCAAUCGCUUUUACUAUAAAAUUUUUGUUGUUUUUUUUCACAUAUGUCCUCCAACGGUUUUUUUGUCUUGUUUGUGAUAAAUGUAAGGGCACGCGUUAAAGGUCGCGAGCGUGACCCGGUUGUUUCGUGACAUUCAAGUUUUUUCCUCUCUUUGCUAGAUGUAAUUGCCUUUGAAUCGCCAUACAUCGAUAAAUUUACUUCUUCAGGUUAACGUAGGUGCAUUGACAAAAUUGGCUUAACACAUUUCAGCCAAGAAAAUCGAGAAUCUUUUCGAGAUAAAACGCUACUAAAGUUCCUUCCAGACCCCACUGUUCGGCGGAAAAAAUUGGACUAAACUAACACUUCGAGAAGGAAAUGAGGUAAUGUUCCCGGUCUCUACGUUGUAAUAAAUUAUAAUAAGUUAUUUGUUUAGCCUUUUUUUUUUGUUUGUUUGUGUCGUGUCUAAAUCUUUAUACACAUGUGCGGUUAUUACUAAUACGGCCACUCUUUACUCUGACCACAGGCAGCCCAAGCGCACUAUGAGUGAGUUCGGGCUUCAGAGGUCAUUUGGUCGGAAUAUACUAGAAUUAUUAGUGUAUUAUCUGAUGCCAAAUAAAUGCAAAAAUCUUAAAGAUAUGAAGUCUUAAGAUAACGAAGGUCGAUAUUUCUUGCAUUAUAACAUGUGAUUUGGGCCCUUAUUGUUCGAAUUUUAUCACAUGUAUUCGAAUCUACAACGCUAAGAAAAAAAAAUCAUGAUCACGCGAAAUAUUGAUUAAAAAAGUCCCCUUACCUUUAGUUCAUAGCCACUCUGUGUCCUACGACCAGUUUAAGCGCCGUUUAGUCGACUUUCUUUCCAUCAAGUACUGAACACUAAGGGCUCGUAAUUUUACGUCGGCACAUCGAAAUAGUCAUGAUCAUCUUCGUGCCAAACCCGAGCCCCGAGCCCCGAGCCCCGAGCCCCGAGCCCCGAGCCAAUGUUGGCGAUUUUUGCAGUUUCAAAGGCUAUGGCGCCGGUGCUGACCGGCCGGAAAUUCAAAAAUUCGUAAAAAAAAUAUAUUUCGCAUUUUCGGUCAAACGAAAUGCAUUUUUGUAACUAUUCAGGUAGAGGCUUUAAUAUCCCAGAAUAUAAGGGAAGUAAAUUUUUCGAUCCACUUCUUACGGAGACACGCUCUUAAUCACUCUACAUUUUAUUUCUCAGGAACCCAGGGUUUCCAAACUCUGGCAGGAAGUUAAAGAAAGCGGUGUCCUGCGCUUGGAACUGCUUCAUCAUGUAUUUUCUAAGUUUCUUCUGAAGGGCGCUGCAAAGGAUGACAUUCUUGACUUGAUGCAACAAUUUGGUUUGAUUGCAAAGUUUUCACCUUCUAAAACUGAUGUAAAGUAUCUUGUGCCAUGCCAGCUUAGAAUGCCACCUGAUUCCAUUUGUUCCAUGGUACCCUCAAGCUCAGACCCUUGUCUUUAUGUUUACUUUUUAACUGGUUUUGUCCCUCAUGGCCUGUUCACACGGCUUGUUUCUCGACUGGUCAGGUGGUGUUCUGAGGCUGGUCCAGCUCAGUCCCCUACCCUAUAUCAAAAUGGCGCAUGUUUUGUCAUUGGGAGAAAAGUUAUCCAUGAUUUAGUUCUUACUUGCAAGAAGCAGUUCAUAAAGUUUUUCGUCAAGCAAAAAACCCAGGGUCAGAAGAUCUCAGUGGAGGAGACAAGUGAGGUGGCGGUGCUGGUGCGCAAGUUUGUGGAGGCAACUCUACAAACUUUGUCACAUGAUCUUCUCUAUCUGCGGGGAGUGCAGUACGAGAUUCGUGUCGCCUGUUCGUACUGUCAGCUGGCAGAGUGCUCAGGCCAUAAUCAGAUGGGUUGUACUCAUGACGGCUGUCUUCACCUCCUAGAGUUACGACAAGGUGACCCACUUAUUUGCAAGAGGAAACCUUCAGAGCGGUUACUUACAGAUAGGGGAAAGGAAGAACGGUUCUCACAGGUACCAAGUGAGGUAAGUGGUAAUAAAAUUCAGUCUCUAGUUAAUAAUGUUGUUAGGUUAGCGCUUCAUUUAGAUAAACUAAAAGAGAAUCACACUGUAGGGGAAGUUAGAUACACUCAAGUAUUAUGUUAUUAAAUGUGUAGUCGUCUAUCAAUUUUUUAAGCUCCAACAAGAUCUUUUCAUGUAAGUUAUUAGAUUACAAGAUGAUGCAUAGGGUAUACCUCUUAUGUGGCCAAGCACAUGAAUCUCCGUAGUGUAGGAAAAAGAGGAGAGAGGAAAUGACUAGAAGAAAUAAAGUAAAAUGAAGUGGGUUUAUAAGGUCAAUUGGUGCCAUGAAAAGGCUGGUUUUUACUAGCGCAUAAGCAUAAGGACAUACGCAAGCGCAGAAUGGUAUAUUUGACUCAAUUUUCGAUACCAGCUCUCCUCAAUCCGACGAUAAAGAAGAUGGCGGACCAGGAGCCCGCCGUAUUGCUUUUGAUAUGUUCGCAUGAGGUCUGGGUCAAAGUGACGUAUAAUUGGUCCACGGCAUUGUGCUUAUGCUUGUGCUUAUGUCGACCCAGUUUUCACUAGUCAAAGCUUCGACAUAAGCAUUAGCACAAGCACAGGAAGAACGAACUUGUCCGUUUUUCGUGUGCUUAUGCUUAUGCUUUUGUCGACCCAGGUUUCGCUUUCUAAAACAUGUACUUGUGCUUAUGCUUAUGCACUAGUGAAAACUAGGCUUAAGAACUUAAAUGCUGAUACUAGAAGCUCUUAACAGUUGGCUCUGACGAAUAAUAAUAUUAAUUGUUUUUGAUCCUCUCCCCUUGUUGGGCUUUUCAGGGUUAAUGAAAAAAAUAAUUUAAAUGAAGCAUAACAUGGUUUAAAAUCCCAACUGGUUGGAGGCAAACCAGUUGGCCAUUUACAAGCAUGAGCGAGGAUUUGAACUGCAGUCAGGUAGCCUGAGAAAACAGCCGACAUUUCAUGACACCACCACUGGUUCCCCCGCCAAAUGACGUCUGAGAAAUGAGCGCAGAAAUUCCAUACUGAUGACGCGUCAUUACCCAGAUCUGGGUGGUGCUUCUGAUUGAUUGAAACAAAUUUCCCACGCGGCACGACCAAUCAGAAACACUUCCCAGAUCUGGAUAGUGACGCGUCAUCAAUAUGGAAUUUCAGCGCUCAUUUCUCAGACGUCAUUUCGCGGGGAAACUAGAGGUGGCGUCGUGAAAUGUCGCCUGCUUUCUCAGGCAAGCGGUGAGGGCGGUACUUGAUCUCAGGGCCUCCGAAUUACGAGUCCAGCACCCUAGCCACUCGAUCACGCCGCCUCCUUAAGAAUGGUUAGUUUUGAAACUUCAGAUUGUGAAUUUCGCUACAGAUGGAAACUGGCCUCAUCGACUUUGUUGUUCAAUGAAUUUGUGUACAUCCUCGGAGACCCAGGGGCAGUCAGUCGGGUGGGAAGAAAAGGCGGGACGAAAGUUUUAAAGUAAGGGCGGAAGAGCCCCUGGGUACCGACUCUCAUCGAAUUAUUUCCAAAAAUUCAAGCGGAUGCCGGCUCCUGAUUGGGCACAAAAAAUUCUUUGUAUUAUUGUGCCCAAUCCGCGAACAGUUUCUCCUGAGUUCUUUUCGUGAGUUCGUGCACGACGGCUAUUGUCUCGCCACACUUGCUCGGUUCGUUCACCAAGCUUGUGCGUGCAAGGGAAACUUUUAUUUUCUACUUUCCAAACCAGAAGCAAAGGAACUACCGAUGAGUCGGAAAAACGUUUGGGAUGCUAUCAGCAGGAGCAAUUGAAUUUGCCCCGAGAACAUUCUGUUUCUGACGGACCACAAUGUAUCGUAAAUAAUAGGAAGCUUAAGUUGGGGCGGCGACGAGAAAGUCAAAUAAGCAAUUAAGCUUGACAAGGCAAAGCAACAACUUUGCACGUGAAUCACGCUUUUUUGUACAGUUCUUUGCCGUCAACUGCACGACUACCCGUGAAAAUUCCUAAUUUCACGUUUUGUGGAGGACGUAAACACGUAAUGACAAAAUUCAUUCUCCUCAUGAACUUGGAUAUGGUUGAUAGAAAUUUAACUCCAGAAGAGUUCGCUUGCAUUUGACAUAGUAAGCAUGUUGGAUUAAUCACGAUAGAGACUGAAAAAACUCACUUUUUCAUGCAACGUUUUCGUGGCUGUCAGCCAUCGUGGUAUCUUUUAAAAACUCUCUAUAAAUAUUUACGCAAGCCGUGGUCGAUGCAAGCAUGAAUACCUGUUGUAAGCUGAAGCUUGGUGAACGAACCGGACAAGUUUGGCGAGACAAUAGCCGUCGUGUACGAACACACGAAAAGAACUCAGGAGAUGUGUUCGCCGAUUGGGCACAAUAAUACAAAGCUUUUUUAGUGCCCAAUCUGGAGCCAGCAUCCGCUUGAAUUUUUGGAAAUGGUCCGGUGAGAGUCGGUACCCAGAGGCUCUUUCGCCCGUAUUUGAAAACUUACCUCCCGCCUUUUCUCCUGACCCGACUGACUGCCCCUGGGUCUCCGAGGAUUAUUUGUGUAUCGUACAGUGUCUAUAGUAUUCUUAAUCUUCUGCGUGCACUGUUUUGCUGUCGAAACUGCGCAACUUCAUUGUCAUAUGGAGCAAAAAGUUUUGACAUGACUUAUGCAAGGGCUCUUUUUGAAGACAUAAUUAUUGGCCUGCUGGCAUAGGAGUUGGUAUUUAUGACUUCUUUUAAUCGUAGGUCGCGUUUUCUUCUUAACAUGCUUUUGCCUAGCUGUUUUUGGUAUCUUUAAUUUGUUGAUAUCAUGUUGUGCAAACUUAAAUCGAAAUGUCAAUUGUAGGCACCCAGGUAGAAUUGUCAUUCACCAUUUUCACAUAGGCCAUAACGCACGUUGUUUACCCCCCAGAAUUUUGCAUAACCAUUGUGUUCGAUUUCUCUUGGAACGACUGUAAUACCCAGGAGAAAUUGGAAGCAAUGGUUAUGAAAAUUUUGAGGGGGUAAACAAGAUGCAUUAUGGACUAUCUGAACAUGGUCAAUUGUAAAAUGCGCGUUCUGUUUUCUGUACAGGAAGCGUAUACUCCAUCACCUGAUACUGCACAAAGUCACCCAGGGCGUUCAAUCUUGAAAGUUGCCCUUCUGGUCAAUGAGUGGGGGUCGUCUAAGGGUGGCUUGUCUGCAAUGAACAGAACACUUGCCAUACAUUUGGCAAAACAAGCAACGGUAGAAGUCACCAUUCUUGUACCUGAAUUUGAGUGUGGCGAAGAAGACAAGAGAACUGCCAGAAGUUACAACAUUGCCAUCAAGGAAGUACAGCGUCGCCCUACCUUCAGUGAUCCUUUUGACUGGUUGAGAUUUCCACUAAAAGAUCUUGACAUUCAAGUUGUGAUAGGUCAUGGUGCAAAGCUCGGUAGACAAGCACAAAUUAUCAGAAAGUCUCAUCGCUGCAAGUGGAUGCAGGUCGUGCAUACUGAACCUGAAGAGCUGGCAAUGCAUAAGAACUAUGCGAACGCCAUUGCCAAAGGGGAAGGAAAGAACAGAGCUGAAGUUGAGUUGUGCCAAAUUGCAGAUCUCGUUAUGGCAGUUGGACCCAAGCUAAAGGAUGCCCUCUCGUCCAAACUACGUUCAUCUCAUCGAGAUGUCUUUCAGUUGAUACCAGGUUCCUUUGCAGAGUUUUCAGGUGCUAAACAUCGUAAACAAGAGAGAGCAAAUUUCAAAGUGUUAACCUUCGGCCGCGGUGAUUUUGAAGACCUCAGUCUCAAGGGACAUGACAUUGCUGCUAAAGCCAUUGUUGAGCUGCAGGAUAGUUCUUACCGUCUCCUCUUUGUUGGUGCUCCUUAUGGAAAGCAGGAUGAAGUCGCAGAAAUCUUACUUCAGACUGGUAUUUCAAAGAACCAGCUGACUGUCAGAUCAUUUGUACAAAACAAGGAAAGAUUGAAAGAUUUGUUUUGCGAAGUUGAUUUGGCCAUCAUGCCUUCAAGGGAAGGAUUUGGGUUGACAGCACUGGAAGCGAUGUCAGCUGGUCUUCCCAUUCUAGUCAGUGGAAACUCCGGAUUUGGAGAAACACUGCGUGGUCUUACUCAAGGCAAGUCAUUUGUGAUCGAUUCUGAUGACCCCAAGGAAUGGGCAAAGGCAAUUGAUGCUAUCCGUCAAAAACCUCGGAUACAGCGGCUUGAGGAAAUCCGAAGAUUGCGAGAGGUUUACGAAGAGAAGUUCAGUUGGAAAAGACAGUGCCAGCUGCUUGUUGAAAAGAUGUGGAAGAUGGUUUAUGGUUAGUAAUCAACCUUAUCUUAAAUUAAAGAAUAAAUUAUAAUUAAUAAUUAAAAUUAGUUGUUUUCAAAGUCAUGCUAUUUUAUGUUCGGAGUGACUGUCUGCCUUUAA